Molecule: messenger RNA, 7272 nt
Organism: Megachile rotundata (alfalfa leafcutting bee)
Lineage: Eukaryota; Metazoa; Arthropoda; Insecta; Hymenoptera; Megachilidae
Gene: c12.2
Product: von Willebrand factor A domain-containing protein c12.2
Cellular component (GO): cytoplasm
Molecular function (GO): ATP hydrolysis activity; ATP binding
Source: RefSeq, a predicted model, not a curated record
UCCUAUAUGUAAUUUAUUACAAAAGAACAUGCAAUGGUAUUAGUGUAUUUACAUAAAUUUCUUAAAAAUUUAAUAGGUUGUUUCUGAAAUCGACAGGGUAAAAGAAACGAAUUGCCACUGAUCGUAAGACGUCAGGGAUGUACGUGUAUUCACGAUUACGGGUUUGCAUUGGAUCGGUAAAGAUCAGGUGGGAUCGGGUUUUUGUAUUUUCCAAAUCUCGAACUAUGUUUUCAAAAGUCUUGAAACUUCGAGCAUUCGUAUGGAAGAAAAUAUUUCUUUGAUUUCUACCCAAUCCUGCCUGAAUUUUUCCAAAUUCGAACCGAAGCCCGGGUACUAGACAUAUCGGGUUACCCGCAUAUCCCUAUAAGACGAAAUGUUCACUACUGCAUUAAGAUAUUUACUCAGUAUUAACAAAAGCUCAGAAACGAAACGAAUGAACUGCUUUUUAUUUGAUUUUACUUCUUUAAUCCUCUUUCGGAUUUUGAAAUUUAGGUGAUGUCCUAUGGUCAUUAUUUUACCAAAUCGGUAGAUGUAAAAAGGUGCUUUGCGACGUUUAAAAAUUUGAUGAGGUAGUAGAGAAUUGCCUAUAUAUAUGCUUAAAUAAUUGAAGCAUACAUAGUUUAAAAAUUUAAAAAGUUGUUGCAACCUCCAAAAUUCGAAGAAGGGUUAAAGAACAGAUAUUUCGUUCAAUCGCGCUAUGUAUUAGUUAUACACUCUUCAUUUAUUAUUUACUGAUAUUAGAUAACCAAAUACGUCACUUUAUGACCUAUCAUGAGAUCUAGUUUCUUACAAAGGUGCUCUUUUGCUGAGAUUGCUUCACAUUUCCACUUACUGCCUAAAUAGCAUAGAAUGAACAUGUAGGAAUCAAAGUAGAUCUUUGUACCUUUUAAAGAAUGUGAUAUACUGUAUAGAUAUUAAUCUUAAGUAAUUUAUUUACAUUUUAUACUGUGCAUAAAGUACUUAAUGUUAUGAUUUACUAUACAGAACAAUUGCACUUUAAAGAAACAGUUCUUUGUGAGUAAAUGAAUGACAAAUUUCAUGAGAGAAAAUGGAGUGCAAUUUAAUAUUUUUAACAUCAUUAUAGAUAUAAUUUCUUAAGAUUUAUAGGAAUGUAAUGUAAAACAUUACAGACAGUUAUUUCAAUGACUUACUGCAUUGAUAUUUUAAAUAAACAAUGUUUUUGUUUAAAAUUUAAUAAUGCUUAUGAGCGUUUAUCAUACAGUACAAAGUUUGUUUUUAAGCAUUCUAGAAAUAAUACAUCACAAAAAGACUGUUUAUUUCUUAUAUAAUUUAAUUUAUACCCAAAUCAUUUAGGCAGCAAUAAGAUAUAUGUACAUGUUAAUAUAGUCUUUAGAAUCAUUGUAAUACUUUUCAGUGUGGUAAUAAAAAAGUUAUAUAAAAGUCCACUGGUGUCAAAGUCUUCUUUCAAUCUGGCAUGAAUUACUUAUUUCAUUUGUAUAUACGUAGUUAACCUUCAAUCAGUAUUGUAUUAAAAUAUUAGGUUAUUUAUUUCCAUUAAACGUAUUUUGUACUAGGCAAGAUAGAGUUUUUGUUCCACAAAUGACAAUUAAGUUAAUAUAAAAUGGUAUACAUUAACUUUCAUCGCAUGUCAACUGCAUCCAGAGUCUUAAUGAAUUCAAAAAUAUUUUGUUCUAACCUUCAAUUGUUUACACGCAAUAUAUCAGAUGAUACUGUUGUUACAAUUGGCAACGUUUCAAAACGAGUGAAAGUGCCAAACAAUCCUGAAUAUGUGCCUAGAAAAUACUUACUACAAAUACAAGCAGAAGACACAAUUACACUGAAACAUUUAAAAUGGAUGCUACAAAAGGAUGUUCUAUCCCAAGAUAUAUUUUUAAUUGGAGGACCAGGCAUUAGACGCAGACAAUUAGCUCUUGCUUUUCUUGAACUCACAGACCGUGAAUUAGAAUACAUUGCCCUUUCAAGAGACACAACUGAAGCAGAUUUAAAACAGCGAAGAGAAAUUAAAAGUGGUACUGCUUAUUAUCAUGAUCAAAGUGCCGUUAGAGCAGCAACAAAUGGAAGAGUCCUCAUUAUCGAAGGUAUUGAGAAGGCUGAACGAAAUGUGUUGCCUGUUUUAAAUAACUUGCUAGAAAAUCGUGAAAUGCAUUUAGAAGAUGGAAGGUUCUUGAUUCCUGCAGCGCGCUAUGAUAAAUUGCUAGAGACACAUAGUCAACAAGAAUUAGAUGCCUGGAGACUUGUCAGAGUUAGCGAAGAUUUUAGAGUUAUUGCUCUGGGUUUACCAUCACCAAGGUAUCCUGGCCAUCCACUUGACCCACCUUUUAGAUCUAGAUUUCAGGCCAGGUAUAUUUCACCUCCAAGCUUUGAAGAACAAUUGAAAACGUUGACGAAUCUAGUAACACACACGGACACCGCGAAAUUGAAGCAAUUAUUAUCAUGCGCGCACGCUUUCGUUACACAAGAGGCUAUAUCCUUAGGUCUUCCAGAUUUUCCCCUGGAUAAUCUUUCCUCGGCGGCCAUUAUCAUGGAUCAAUGCCCAUAUCUGCCGGUGUAUGACAUAUUUUACAGAUGUUAUCCUUAUAAAUUAUUUUUGGGGAAAGAGGGUCGAAGCGCCGUCGAAAACAUAUUGGAAACUUUUCGCAUUCCGGAUGAAACGUCGAAAGUUUCGAAAGAAAUAAGUGUGCAAAGUAAAAAUGAAGAUAAGAAUUCGAUUAAGGUCGGGGUGAAGUAUGCUAAGAACGAAACGGUGUUGAAUGUUUCUUGCGGUACUAAACGGACGAACGAAAAUGAUGGGAGGAUUAAAUAUAUAGAGACGAAUUAUCAGAAUAAUUUAUUGGCGAGCAUGCUGGAGUCGCAUAUAGUAUCUGACCUUUGUUUAAUUGGUCCAAAGGGCUGUGGAAAAUCGAUUACUGUACAGACGUUAGCCAAUUUAAUGGGAUAUCAGGUGGAACCUGUGGUAUUAUAUCAGGACAUGACUUCCAGAGACUUAAUCCAACAACGAACCACCUUAUCCACCGGUGACACCGUAUGGAAGAACUCACCCCUAGUCGACGCAGCAUUGCAAGGAAAAUUGGCAGUCCUAGACGGAAUUAACAGAAUAGAUCCCAGUACUCUGGCUAUAUUGCAUAGAUUGGUUCACGAUCGCGAGUUACAAUUACACGAUGGAAAGAGACUCAUCAGGGCAGAUCGUUACGACGAGAUAAAAGAGAAGUACAACAAAUCAGACGAGGAAUUACAAGAGUCUGGAGUAUUACGUAUUCACCCUUCCUUCAGGAUUAUAGCUUUAGCGGAAUCGCCGGCGAUUAAUACCUCUUCGAGGCAAUGGUUGAACUCUGAACUACUCAGUUUGUUCCUUUUCCAUGAAAUGAGACCGCUCACUAAAUCUGAGGAACUUCAUAUCAUUCGAUCGAAGUAUGGAGAACCUUCAAAAGCCUUACUAAACAUCUUAGAGCUGGCUCACCUACUACGAUCUUCCACCGACUCAACUUUGCACUCUCUCUCAGGAUUUUUGAGUACAAGACAGCUUCUAAGGAUAGCAGGAAGAAUGCAUAAAUUCCAAACCGACGAUGCUUACGGCGCAGUGCAACGUGCUUGCCUGGCUCGCUUCCUGCCAUCAGUAGCGAAACAAGCACUCGACGAUUCUUGCAAACGCGUGGGUAUCGUCCCAACGAGAACUGUAUCUAGCGAGGAUGUCAAAUGUAUAAUCACAGGGGACGCCGUUAAAAUUGGUAACACGAUCGUGGAAAGAUACAAAACGACAGCUUUAACCAAAGUACCUGACGUAUUGUUCUACGACGUGCCUCAGCAUGUGGCACUUUUGGAGAACUUGUUGCAAGACUUUAGCUUAGGACAGCAUUUGUUACUAGUUGGUAACCAAGGUGUAGGGAAGAACAAAAUUGUUGAUCGAUUGUUGCAAUUGUUGAACAGACCACGAGAAUAUAUACAGCUACAUAGAGACACGACUGUUCAAACUUUGACGCUGCAGCCGAUGGUUAGAGAUGGAAAAGUAGUUUAUGAAGACUCGCCACUUGUGCAGGCUGUUAAACUGGGACAUGUUCUGGUUGUCGAUGAAGCCGAUAAAGCGCCUACUCAUGUUACUUGCAUUUUGAAAACAUUGGUUGAAUCGGAUGAAAUGAUACUGUCAGAUGGAAGACGCAUAGUACCUUUUGCUAGUUCUGAUACCCAGGAUUCGAACACAAUAGUACUUCAUCCUGAUUUUAGGAUGAUGGUACUGGCAAACAGACCAGGCUUCCCAUUUUUGGGACACGAUUUCUUUGGAGCACUGGGUGAUCUCUUUAGCACACAUGCUGUUGAUAAUCCAACCGUUGAAAAUGAAAUACAGCUUUUGAAACAGUACGGUCCUAACGUAGAUAGGGAAAUAAUAUUGAAACUGGUUAAAGCGUUUGGGGAAUUGAGGAAUAUGGCUGAUCAAGGUCUAGUUUCCUAUCCGUACUCUACUCGAGAAGUUGUUAAUGUAGUGAAACAUUUAGAGAAAUUUCCUCAGGAAUCGUUAGCCAACGUGGUGCGAAACGUAUUCGAUUUUGAUCGAUACAGCGAAGAAACGUUUAGCACACUAGUGUCUGUUUUACAUAAACAUGGAAUUCCCAUUGGAACCAGCCCCACUAACAUUGCCUUAGCAAAAGAAAUACCUUUACCAUCGAACAAGGUUUGCUCCGCUUGGAAUGUAUCGAAUCAGCAACAAGUGUUAAGUGUCCAAGAGAAAUAUAUUAGGCUGAAAUCACCGAUAACUUUGAGACAAAAGACUUUGCCUUUAGAUCGCGUCGAAGCUCGUUCGGCAUUAUUCACCGAAUUACAAAGUUAUUGGACUGUACCGCUUAGUAACGCUGGCGUAGUUGCGGCUUUAACAACCGUUAAAGGUACGAGGGGCGAUGGCAAGGAUGAUAAAAUUAAUAUUCUCACGGAGUACCCUUUAAAGAUCUUCACCAUGAGCCUAGAAUCAGAUACGAUGCAGGAAACUUUCUUACCGAGUUUAAUAACCUAUGAAAGAAACAGCAGACCUUUGUACACAAUGGCAAGCGAUAAUGAUCACAACAUUUUAGUACACGAGGGCAAUACCAACGCUCUGUUACUGGUGAACACGAAUGAUGGAUCUGCCCGAAAAAUAGAGUUACUCUCCUUCCUCGACAUGGCUUCGGAUAAGUUAGCGAGCGCUUUUCGAACCAACAAUUUCCAGUGGAAGAUGAAGACCGAUUUAAUAGCCUCUCAUAAUCAAAUUGUAUUUUACACGCGUAAUUCUAGCAGGAUAGAAGUGAUCAAUUUACAUUCCAUGUCUUCUUACACGAUCAAUCUACCAUUCGACAUCGAAUCCAUUCUACUUCCAUCCGAGAAAAAGUGGCUGAUCCAAGACUUCCACAGGAACAAAUACACUCUCAAAAAAUCUUCCGAUUCCGCUCCAUGCCCGAAUAUUUUACAAGAACUCCAAGAAACUGGCAAAGAUACUGUUAAAGUUGGUUCAUUCUUGAGUUGCGGUAACAAUAAUCUGAGUACCAACGUCCUUAGCGCAGCGUUGGAACAAAAGAUAGAUUCUCCAAACAGAUUGUUAGUGGCUGAUAAUACUUAUGCAGUUAUUGCUGUCGGAUUUCCUGAUUUGGACAGCUGCAACGAACUUCACUUUUGGCCUAGACCACACAGUACAAGUUCUACUCCUCCUAUUGUUAUGGAGAACGGACAGAUUAUUAGAGCAGUGAGAAACGAGGAAGUUCCUGACGACGUUCUUCCUAAAACUGGGCCACAUUUGGGAAUUGCUGGCUAUUUAGAAGUUGUUGAUACUGUUAACCACAAGUUGCGCUAUUUUCCUGUGCCGGAACCAGUAAAUGUACCUCACGUGACACAAUUGUUAUACGGAAGCAGUUACCCCUUGCAUGUCUCGUCUAAAUCCAAUCAGGAUCUCGUAACGGUAGAUGCAGGUGGAUGCGUUCGUGUAUGGGAGUCAUCUUUAGCGAACAUAGAAAAAUCACUGGGCGCUUGGAGAAGAAUGGUAGGAGACGAUAACGAGAAGUUACAAAUUACGAAGGAUAGAUAUUCGGGAUUGGACGUCAGCGGCCCUAAGCAUGGUAAAAUCGAUGAACAAAAUGCGCCGCACGUUGGAGGCAACACUUGGGCUGGAGGAACUGGAGGAAGGGACACGGCAGGUCUCGGCGGAAAAGGUGGUCCUUAUCGUUUGGAUGCUGGCCAUACGGUGCAUCAACUCAGCGAUGAAGAAAAGAACGCAAUUCCGGAACACGUGAAAAAGGCAGCUAGGGAAAUGGGUCUCAGAGCGUUCAAGCAACGCCUGAGAGACAUUAAUAUGAGCGAAUAUGAUCAUAAUCUUUACUCGCAAUUUAGUAAUGCUGUUCAGGGACAGGUUCGAGCUUUGAGGACUAUAAUAGAUAGUUUACAAGCUAAAAGCAAGGAGCGUCAAUGGUGCAGGCACCAGACCUCAGGUGAAUUAGACGAUACGAAACUAAUCGAGGGUUUAACGGGAGAAAGAACGAUUUACCGAAGAAGAGCCGAGAAAGAACCAGAACCUGGUACACCACUAACCAAACCGAAACGUUUGAAACUGGUGGUGGAUGUAUCGGGUAGCAUGUAUAGGUUUAACGGAUACGAUGGACGCUUGGAUCGAGAAAUGGAGGCUUGUGUUAUGGUAAUGGAAGCGUUUAGCGGAUAUGAAGGGAAGUUUCAGUAUGAUAUCGUUGGUCAUUCCGGCGAUGACUAUGAUAUCGUUUUCGUUAAGCACACUCAACCUCCGGCGGAUAAUAAGCGUAGAUUAGAAGUGAUAAAGACGAUGCACGCACAUUCGCAGUUUUGCAUGUCUGGUGACAAUACUUUGGAGGCAACGCAACAUGCAAUCGCGAGUUUGGCAAAGGAAGAUUCUGACGAGUCUAUCGUUGUUGUACUUUCUGAUGCGAAUUUUGAUCGUUACGGUAUAUCGCCCGAAUAUUUUGCAAGAAUUCUUACGUCGAAUCCGAAUGUAAAUGCUUUUGCUAUAUUUAUUGGUUCCUUGGGAAAUCAGGCAGUUAGCUUAAUGAAGAGAAUGCCUUCUGGACGAGCAUUCAUUUGUAUGGACCUCAAGGAUAUACCUCGAAUAUUGCAACAAAUAUUUGCUGCUUCUCUAUUGAGUACUACGCAAUCCAGUUGAUCCAUGCAUUAUCAAUAAUUUUAUACAAUUUUAUAAAUAUUUGUAAUUAGCAAAGGAAUGUAUUGUAAUAUACACAUUUGUACGUAUUUAUUAGAAAUCUAUGUAUGCUAUAUUAUUUAAUUCUUAUAAAUACUGUCAUUAUAAACAUAAAA